AUGCAUUCUGUCAAGUUGUUCUCGGCCGUCUUGGCCGUCGCUGGCGCUGCUUCUGCUGCCACGACCUGCACUAAGGACGUCAAGGUUACCCAGCCCACGCCCGUCAUCGACUGCGAUGUCGUUGAUGCCGAUGUCAUCAUCGACCAAGCUGUCUCCGGUAGCUUGAGCCUUGAGGGACCUAAGCAGAUUACAGGUGACUUGAUUGUCAACAACGCUACUCAACUUGUUGGCAUCUCAUCGUCUUCCAUCAACGCCAUUGGCGGCACUCUUCGCUUGCAAGGUCUUCAGCUCCUUAGCUCUUUCAACAUGCAGGCCCUCAAAUCUGUCAAGAGCCUCGAGCUUGUUAACCUGGCUCAGCUGAGCGGUCUGACUUUGGGUACCUCCGGUGUCACCAAGGCUACCUCCAUCAAGAUUCAGGACACCUUCAUCAGCGAUCUUAGCGGUCUUAAUGUCGCUACCGCCGACAACAUUACCAUUGCCAACAAUGGCCGUUUGACCAUGUUCAACGCCAAGCUUGAGAACGUCACCUACACUCUUUCCGUCGUCGACAACGCUGGCGGCAUGCAGAUUAACAUGUCCCGUCUUGAAUCCGCGGGCGUUCUCGACUUCCGAUCCAUCAAGAGCUUCGAUGCUCCCCUAUUGCAGACUGCCAACCGUCUCAGCUUCCAGGAGAGCCCCGAUCUGCUUUCCGUUUCCGCCAACAACUUGACUUCUAUCAAGGACUCUCUUACUCUGGACAACAACAAGAAGCUUGCUAACAUUUCCUUCACUUCUCUGGAGAAGAUCAGUGGUGAUAUGACUAUUCGCAACAACACUGCUCUCCUUAAGAUUAACAAGUUCCCCCAGCUGAAGACUAUUGGUGGUGCUGUGCUCUUGGCUGGUAGCUUCGACACUGUCGAGAUCCCUAAGCUUAACGACAUCAAGGGUGCUGUUACCGUCACUUCCACCACCGAUAUCUCCAGCUUCUGCAGCUUCUUUGACGAUCUGAAGAAGAACAACGCCAUCCAGGGCAAGGAGAGCUGCACAUCAAACAACGCCAAGGCUAACGAGGGUGGCAAGGGCGGUACCUCUGGAAGUGGUAACAACACUGACUCUGCUGCCAUGGGACUAGGCGUGAACCACGCCGUUCUGGGCUUUGCCGCUGUUGCUGGAUUUGCGCAAUUGUUUUAA
Messenger RNA from Pochonia chlamydosporia 170, 1170 nucleotides. Its product is annotated as ECM33-like protein. Bases 1 to 1170 code for a protein of 389 amino acids. The transcript is spliced from 3 exons. NCBI's taxonomy places the organism in Eukaryota, Fungi, Ascomycota, Sordariomycetes, Hypocreales, Clavicipitaceae. The record is from RefSeq and is a predicted model, not a curated record. Gene Ontology annotation, cellular component: fungal-type cell wall; plasma membrane. Gene Ontology annotation, biological process: fungal-type cell wall organization.